AACUAAGAACUAGGCCAAAAAUCCUUUUAGUUUAGUCCGAAUAGAACAAUCUGAUUUGGUUUGGUUUUUCAAUUUAGAGCGGAAAAUAAAGACAGUUUUGAAUAUUUGCUAUUUCUAGGUCAGAAAGAAAUUAAUUUUUGCAUAUACUUGUAGCAAAUUAGAUUUUUGAUUUCUUGGGGCAAAAGUGAAAGAACCCACUUUAUUAUAAAUCAUGCAUUCGGUUAGCGUAAGAAACAGUGUAGUAAUAAAGUAAAGAAGAAGAGAGGGAGACAAUGGAGUGCGUCUUUGGUCUCGUCGGCAAUGGCUUCGCCGUGGUCGCGGCGGACACUUCGGCGGUGCACAGCAUCCUUGUCCACAAAUCGAACGAGGACAAGAUCAUGAUCCUCGACUCCCACAAGCUCAUAGCCGCUAGCGGCGAGCCCGGUGACAGAGUUCAGUUCACGGAAUACAUACAGAAGAAUGUGGCUCUCUAUCAGUUCCGAAACGGCAUCCCUUUGACUACCGCGGCUGCUGCUAAUUUCACUCGAGGGGAGCUCGCCACUGCUUUGAGGAAGAAUCCAUACUUUGUGAACAUUCUUAUGGCUGGCUAUGACAAGGGGACUGGUCUUUCUCUCUACUACAUUGAUUAUAUUGCUACCCUUCACAAGGUUGACAAGGCAGCAUUCGGUUAUGGCUCCUAUUUUUCGCUCUCCAUGAUGGAUAGACACUACCACAGCGGCAUGUCACUAGAAGAAGCAAUCGAUUUAGUUGACAAAUGCAUAAUGGAGAUUCGGUCUAGGUUAGUUGUGGCACCACCAAACUUUGUGAUCAAGAUUGUCGAUAAAGAUGGAGCAAGAGAAUAUGCCUGGCGGGAAUCUGUCAAAGAUGUCCCAGCUCCUGCAAUCUGAGGUUUCUUUUGGAAUUUUACUUUUUUUCUUCCAAGGGUUGUCUGAUUUACUUGAACAAGACCAAUAUUAAACAUUAUAUUCAGCAGCUCAAAACCAGGUCAGCUGCACUUCUUUUCUUUUGAUAAACUACAUCACCUGCACUUACCUUUAACUUUUUUUAUUUGUUGAAUUUUCCAUUUGAUUUAGAAA
Messenger RNA from Carica papaya (papaya), 1076 nucleotides. RefSeq names its product proteasome subunit beta type-2-A. The record is from RefSeq and is a predicted model, not a curated record. Gene Ontology annotation, biological process: proteasomal protein catabolic process. Lineage: Eukaryota; Viridiplantae; Streptophyta; Magnoliopsida; Brassicales; Caricaceae. Gene Ontology annotation, cellular component: proteasome core complex.